UGUAUUAGUAGGCGAAGGCUUUUCACUACAGGUGUGCCCUGUGAAAUGUCGACUUUCUAAUAACACCCUGGGUUAUGUGCACCUAAGUUUUUUAGUAGUUUUCUCUACUUGAUAGAUUACACAGGCUUGUCUUUGUGAGUGGGCACUUCUACUUGCCUUUUGAGGAUUGUUUCGGAUUUAAAUAUUUUCGGAUUAAACGCUGAAACAAAAGGUCUGAACACAAGAAGUACUAGGCACACCGCAAGAACAGAGAAAUAUCUGAGGUUUUUGACCAACAGCGUCACACAAUAUUCUGAAGUUUGGAUUUAAAAGUUAAAACAAUGUGGGAUCGGAUUAGUGUGCUAGUCAGUGCAGUGCUUGUGACAUGGUGCAGUGUUGAAGGAUUUAAUCCGGACAACAUCCAGUGUUGUAACUGUAUUUCCAUGUUCCCAGAUGGAGUAUCGAAUGUUAAGCCCCAAGUUAUGCCCUCACCUUUCAUCAUUCACGUAGCAAAAUCAGCAAGAUUUUAUACUAUAAAUGCAGAGGAUAUUAAUGUAAAUUUAACUGCUGACUUUGUAAAAAGAGGGUUUAGGUCAUUUAUGAUCCAAGCCCGUAGAAUAGACCAAUCCAGUAACACGAUAGAGCCCAUCGGAAGGUUUGAAGCCCUUGAGCCUAACCCAGUGUUAGCUGUAGAAGACUGCCCGGGAAAAUAUGGGGCAGCCUUUGUUAGCUCAGAUUUUUCAGAGAAGACAAAUGUGCGUUUAGUGUGGAAACCUCCUACGACAUUCCAAGGACACAUUGAAUUCAGGGCUACCUUUGUUCAAGAUGAAAACACGUUUUGGGUAAAGGAGAAGUCAGCACCACUCUAUGACCCCCAGGACAUCACUCCUCCUACACCCCUCCAAAAAUAUAUCCCUGCCCCUAUUGCUGGUAUCGAUGUGAGUGACUGUGGGACUCGAAAGGGAUGCUACCGUAUCCCUGGUGAUUGCCGCGAGGUCGAGUGUGAGUACAUCGCCACAUGGAAACGCCUCAGUGAUCGAACCAUGCAGUUUGAGCUCAGCGCUAUGACUGAUGGUUUUAACGACAGAUUCUUUGCCUUGGCUCUCUCUGAGGAUAUCUAUUGUGGCGAUGACCUUGUGUUUGAGUGUGUACACAACAGCUCCAGUGGCAAGGUUUCUGUCUACCAGUCCAAAAACCUUCCCGAAAACAGGAAUGAUAGACUUAACAAUCCAACGGCAGGGAUAAUCACCCAGGAAGGGUCGUACAAUGAUGGUCGCCUGCGAUGUCGUUUUGUGCGGGAAAUCAAUCCUAACAAUGAGGAACUCAAUGAUUGGGGACUUUUGUCACGGCCCUUCCAUCUCCUUAUGGGACGAGGUUAUUCCUCAUUGGGGAACCUGUUAACACACGGCAUAAAUGUGGGUCAUCUGCCUGUAUCUUCACCGAACGAGGUCUCGCUGGAUGUUGGGGCGGACAUCUCGGGCAGGGCACGAUUCCACCUCGUCAAAGCUCAUGCUUGCCUGAUGUUUAUUGCGUGGAUUUUCUUUGCCCCUAUCGGCCUGAUCUGGAUGAAGUACUACACGACCAUGUGGCCUAAUAGCAGGUUCCUUGGACAGAAAUACUGGCUUGUGACGCACUUCAACUGCACGGUAUGGGUGGUGAUUCUGGUUGUCAUCGCUGUUAUCCUGAUCUUCAUUGAGGCAGGAGGAUGGAGUGAGUUUCCUGAGCUGCCAGCAAAGGCGCAUCCAAUCCUAGGAAUAAUAGUUUUCAUCUGUAUUCUGGUUAUUCCGAUCCUGUUCUUGAUCAGAUGCCCAGAGGACCAUGCAUGUCGGCCAGUUGGCAACUGGUUCUACUGGCUCUUCUGGACCAUUGCUUUCUGCCUUGCCGUUGUGAACAUCUUCAUUGGGAUGGAGUUUGGCAAGGCGAUGGUGCCCUGGUGGCUGACAUGGAUCGUCUGUAUCUUCUUCCUCUUCAACUUCGUCUGUGAGAUCAUCCUGGAAGUCCAUCAGUGCUGCACGCACAAAAAAAACAAGGAGCGUAGGAAGAAGUGGGAGCUACAGAAGAAGGAGAACCCGAACAUCCACAUUCCCGAACCAUGGCCAGCUGGUCGGAACUUCAAGAGGAAUGUACUGUACACCCAUUUCAUAGUUUGCCUGAUUGUAGUCCUAAUAGCAGUGAUCACCGUCGCUGUCUCCUAAACCAUGAACCAGUCCAACGCAAGUGUGCCAGUCUGAGAUUAUCUGUCACCAUAGUAACCAGAGCAGAUAGCAACCUUCACUCACAUGACCUAACAGGAAAUGUUAGGUUGAAAACAAUGAUUUCCAUAAUUUAUGUACAUAAAAACUCUUAAGAAAUGGUUGAAUGUUACUUGGACAUAAAUGUAUCUAAACUUUUCACAAAGUGAUCAAGUAUUUUAUAUAAAUUUCUUUCCAGUAGUAAUAGCAUGUUAUGCAGGUGAUAAACUAUGAAUCAGGGUCAAGGACAUAUGUAGAAGGUUGUAUCAAUCUAAUAGAGUAGAAAGUACAAUCAAAGGCAAUGAAAGAAAGUGUCAUAAUGUUGAAUUACAGUUUUUAAUCAGAUAAGUCUGUGGGUGGACUUCGUUCAUACAAAAUUAGUGUAAGCUGGCUUGCGCAGAAUGCACCAGUCCAGAAAUUGAGGUAGGCUGUGUAAUACAGAAAUGACAAUGGUUCAGCCGAUAUUGGGAUCAUACCUGGUCUAAGCUGGUCAGCGUAGAGAGAGAAGUCCGGUCACUUUAAGGGAUGGCGUCAGUAUUUUGCUUACAGCUUGUAUUUGUGUGAUGAAGAACUCUCAUGGAUCUUCAUGCUGCUGCCUGAUGCUACAUAGUUCUAAUGUAUGUUCUUCAUGCAAUUAAGAGUCACAAUGCUUCAUUACCAGAAACUUUCAAAUGUAAUAAAAAAUGGGGAAAUGCUUUGUAAGAAUGACUAGCUUAUAAUUUGAUAUGGCUCAAAUUUCAAGUAUAUAUUUAAUAUUUAAUUGCAUGCUGCUUCAUUUAGGAAUAUUAUAUUUUAAAACAUAGAAGCUGUUUAGUUUGAUUGUUAGUUAUAAUUGACAUUGUAAAUGUUAUUGUUUUGUACAAAUGGUGCUAAUUUAUAUAUAUUAUGCAUUUGUUGUUAUUUGACAUUUUACAUGUUUUGUACCAUGAUGUUUUUUGUACCAAUACAUAGAAGUGCAUUUUUCAUGACUUGAUGAACAAAAAGAUCUCGUUUUAAUUGUCAAAAAAGGAGAAACUCACCUCUAGUUGUUUGAUCUGUUAUUGUUGAAGUCCAAUAUUUUAAAGGUUUAUGCUUGAUGUACAAAUUUUGAAUCUCACUAAUAAUAUAGCUAUAAAGAAUUAUCUGGAAAGAAAUGCUUUUAUUUUAUUAACUGUUAAGAUUACGGUUUUAUAGGAAUUUUGCCAUAUGUAUUAUAUUUGAAUCCAUUGCUUGUUUGAAAGUGUAGGAAUAAAUGUUGAUUAUUUUUUUCAAGCUGAAAUGUAUUCAUCAGUGCCAUCAAAGUGGUUUAGAAAAUUAUGGUUUAUUUAUGGUCUAAGGCCUGAAAUAAAAGCCAAUUCUAAGUAAAUUUAAUCAACCAUGUAAUGAAAAUAUACCUACAAGAAUAGCUAAAACAUUCUAGAAUCCUGUUAUAGUUCUGUGUAUAUUAUGCAUGGUAAUGAAUGUAAUAUCCUUUAUGGUUUGUUGUAUGAAAUCAGUGAGCUUUCUAUCUGAAAUGUUCAUGAUGUGUGGUUUGAAGUUUAUGUAAAUGUUCAUGCUUAUCUAUGCUUUUCAAGUCAUUGUAAGGGACACUAAAUGCCAAUAAAUCAUUUGGCAUUUAGGGUAGUUUUCUGUCCUAAAAUGUUGCAUGUUAAUCUGUGCUGAUUGUGUGCAGAACUUAAAAUCAUGUUGAAAUGUCAAAAUAAUUCAACAAGAUCUUUUUCCUUGAACAAAUUGAUAAAUCUAAUUUCCUCAUAAUACUUUAAUAACACGUGUUAGUGAAAAUAUAUCAAUGAAGUUUAUUACUACAAGUGAUAAAUAGUACAGAGAUCUGACAAGAGUAAGGCAAGUGAAAUGUGUAGAAAUGAGUUGUAAAGACAGUCACUAUUGUUUAGAUAUGAUCUGGUCACAGAGAUUUAUUUGCACACGAGUCUCACAUGCAUAUUUUAGGCAGUGCUAGGCUCGGUUAUAGGGUUAAUCAUUGUAAAUAUGUUGAUUAUUUUUAAAUUUUAUCACCAUGAACUGUAUGAACCAUGCUGAAAGAGAGUUCUAUCAUGUCUUUGAUAUCACAUCUCUGUCUUGCCAUUCUUAAUGACAUCAAUGACUGCAGUUUCAAAAGUCUUAGUACCUACUAAAAAAUCUGUUUCAGUUCAGUCUUGCUUGAAACAGAUAUUCAUUGGUCAGUUAUAAAUACUUUGAGCUUAUAAUAUUUUGCAAUAAUGCUUAAUUUUCAUUUUAACUUUAAAAAACCAGUGAUGAGACUAACCAGUUCAUUUAUUCAGCUUAAUAAUUGCAAUCUCUUUCCGAACGCCAUGUUUUAAAUGAUCAUCUCUGUUACAUGUACUUGUUGACAUUUAUUGUUUCACUGACCCUUCGCUUUUAUGUUUUAACCUUUGCUUUUAGUGUUAUGCAUUUUGCAGCAAUUUUAUUCUUGAUCUUGCACUUGUAAAUAUAUAUUUUUAGGCUCUAAAUCAAAAAGUUGUAGAGUUUCUUUAGUAGUUAUUUAUAUUUACAGUUACCGCUUUCAGUAAUUUCAUAGACCUGUUUAUUCUUUUGUAACAAAUGUUUUAUGAACCAUACCUGGUUAUGUUUUGUAACUUUUAUUAUGUAUAUUUAGAUUGAGUGCAAUAUAUGCUUCUAUGUUUUCACUAUUAAUUAAAGUAAUAAGUUCAUAAAGUCUAUGCAGUACUAUACAAACAGCUUUUGUAGCAUAUGAUUUGAUUUGAUAAUCUUUUGUGUAUAUAUCAAAUUUAAAAGGUAAAUCUUUAUUUUUGAAAUGCAAGUAACAUAAAAUGAUAAAAAAGAAACAGCUACAGAUACCCGUAUACAUUUCAUUGUGUUUUACUGAUAAAAUUUACAAACUACAGAAGCCAAUGGUAUAAAACUAUCUAUUUCUUUGGUGUGGUCAAAGUUAUCCAAGAUGUUAACUGAUUGGUCAAUACUUAUUAAAUGGUAAUUACCAACCAAUCAUAUCAUUGAAACGUCAAAACUAGCCUAAAAACAACAUGUGGACAACUUAACCAAGUUUUAAACAAUUGACUGCAGUUAAAAGAAUGAAAUCAACAAUUGUAGCAUUUAUAGUUUUGUUUCUAGGACUUGUUUAUUGAGUAUUUAGUUUUCAGUAUCCCCAUACAAGUUUCCUCCUUUAUUUCGAUGUUGUAAAACUAAAAGUUGCAGUUACAUUUGUGUUAGGACAGAUUUGCGUAUAUGCUUAACUCAUUCUGCUGUGUGUAUUUAUUACAUUAUUUAACAUCAUGAUGUAGCGAUAUAUCAUGAAAUAAAUGUAUUUUGGUACUCGUUUA
Molecule: messenger RNA, 5488 nt
Organism: Mya arenaria
Lineage: Eukaryota; Metazoa; Mollusca; Bivalvia; Myida; Myidae
Product: putative ferric-chelate reductase 1
Exons: 16
Coding region: 321-2174 (617 amino acids)
Molecular function (GO): oxidoreductase activity, acting on metal ions
Source: RefSeq, a predicted model, not a curated record